AUGGCCCAGGGCUAUGCGGAGCAAUGGGUGAAUCCUGAGCGCGCCGGUCAGCUGGAAUGCUUGAUUUGUCACUGCGUUGCCCGCGAUGCGGUCGCCACCCAGUGCUGCGGCCAGUUCUUAUGCCUGGGGUGCUGGGAGCAGUGCCAGGGGCGAUCCACGACCUGCCCCCACUGCCGCCAAGCCCCGGCCAGCGCCGACCCGGCCAAUCGAGACCGCCGCGAGAUCCAAAACCUGGAGAUCCGAUGCCCAAACGGAUGCGGCGCAACAAUUGCGCUCCUUGCCAAGGAGAGGCACAUGGAGAGCGGUUGCACGCACCGCCGAGUUCGCUGCACGGACUGUGGCGAUGAUGUCGUCCAGAAGGACCUCAAAAACCAUCGCGAACUCCACUGCGCAGUGCUGUUCGAGCCUUGCCAGGUUUGCGGCGAAAAAGUUCGUGUUGGGAGCAUGCAGGCCCACAUGGAGGCGAGGAUGACCGCAGAGUUCCAAGGCACUGUUGCCACCCUGGCCCAGGAGGUGUCGGAACAGAAAGCUCACGUGGCUCAGCUGACUCAGGAGCUCCAGGGCUUAAAGAGGGAAUUCGCCACAAGCGGCAGCAAAGACGCCGCUGAGCUGAAGCAGGAGCUCCGAGAUUUAAAGAGGGAUUUCCGCACAAGCGGCAGCAAAGACGCCGCCGAGCUGAAGCAGGAGCUCCAGCUGCUCAAGCAGGGCCAGGCGAAGCUCCAGGCACACCUCGACAGCAUCACCGGCAACUACAGUGCUUCAACAGUUGACACCAGCAGAGGUGAUUCCUUUCGGCCGCGCUACGUCCGGACAGCCACGAAUUGCGACCUUUUUCCUCGAGUUCACUUGUUCUAG
This is a messenger RNA of Symbiodinium natans, 855 nucleotides long. The record is from the annotation of a GenBank genome assembly. Lineage: Eukaryota; Dinophyceae; Suessiales; Symbiodiniaceae.